Molecule: messenger RNA, 3673 nt
Organism: Triplophysa dalaica
Lineage: Eukaryota; Metazoa; Chordata; Actinopteri; Cypriniformes; Nemacheilidae
Gene: gsna
Product: gelsolin a
Biological process (GO): actin polymerization or depolymerization; actin filament severing; barbed-end actin filament capping
Cellular component (GO): actin cytoskeleton; cytoplasm
Molecular function (GO): actin filament binding; phosphatidylinositol-4,5-bisphosphate binding
Source: RefSeq, a predicted model, not a curated record
UGGAUUGCCCUGGUCCUGGAUAGGGUUUACUUCAGCGGAAGCUGUGUGAAUCAGAUGGGUGUUGUCCUGUCCAGUCAUAACAAUACAGUACUAUUAAAGUAACUGUGCUCUACCGAAUCCAGUCAUCCAAACUCUGUAUCCAGACUCCAGUCAUUCUAAGACAGCAUGGUGUACCACCCCGAGUUUGAGCGAGCAGGCAAAGAGCCUGGGCUCCAGGUGUGGAGAAUCGAGAAGUUUGAUUUGGUUGCUGUUCCCCAGAACCUUUAUGGAGGGUUCUACACAGGAGACGCCUACUAUCUCAAUACCAUCAAACAACGUUCAGGCAACUUACAAUAUGACCUCCACUUCUGGUUGGGUGAUUACUGCACUCAGGAUGAGAGUGGGGCAGCUGCCAUUUUCACAGUGCAGAUGGAUGACUAUCUGGGUGGAAAACCCAUCCAGUACCGUGAAGUGCAAGGCCAUGAGUCUGAAGCUUUCCUGGGCUACUUUAAGAAAGGAAUACAGUACAUGAAAGGUGGAGUUGCUUCUGGGUUCAAGCAUGUGGUUACCAAUGAAGUUAUAAUGCAGCGUGUGCUGCAUGUCAAAGGUCGACGUGUCAUCAGGGCAACAGAGGUACCAGUCUCCUGGGACAGCUUCAACCAGGGAGACUGCUUUAUUCUGGACUUGGGCAAUGAGAUCUAUCAGUGGUGCGGUUCAGAGAGCAACCGCUUUGAGAAGCUAAAAGCUACUCAACUCGCGAAAGGCAUUCGUGACAAUGAACGCAGUGGUCGUGCUCGGGUGUACGUUUGCGAUGAAGGAAUGGAACGAGAGAAGAUGUUGCAGGUUCUUGGAGAAAAGCCAGACCUGCCUGAAGGAGCAUCUGAUGACAUCCAGGCUGACGCCUCCAAUAGGAAGAUGGCCAAACUAUAUAAGGUGUCGGACGCCGGUGGAAAUAUGGCAAUUGCUCUGGUGGCCGCUGAGAACCCCUUCUCCCAGAGCGCGCUAGAAUCAAGCGACUGUUUCAUCCUGGACCACGGCUCGGAUGGCAGGAUCUUUGUUUGGAAAGGCAAAGAUGCCAAUAUGGAGGAACGAAAGGCUGCCAUGAAGGGAGCUGAUGAGUUCAUUAAGAAAAUGGGUUACCCCAAGCAUACGCAGGUGCAGAUUCUUCCAGAGAUGGGCGAGACUCCUCUAUUCAAGCAGUUCUUUAAAAAAUGGACUGAUGUGGACCAGACGGAGGGCUUGGGUGUGGCUCACGUCUCCAACAGCAUCGCUAAGAUUGAGAAGGUGCCAUUUGACGCCUCCACCCUGCAUGAUUCUCCGGCCAUGGCUGCUCAGCAUGGCAUGAUCGAUGAUGGCAAUGGAGAGAAACAGAUCUGGCGUAUCGAAGGGGCAGACAAGGUUCCAGUAGACCCCUCUACUUAUGGCCAGUUCUAUGGUGGAGACAGUUACAUUAUCCUUUACAAUUAUCACCAUGGAGGCAGACAAGGCCACAUUAUCUACAUCUGGCAGGGUAAGGAUUCAUCACAAGAUGAGAUCGGGGCAUCUGCCAUCUUAGGGGCCCAGCUGGACGAUGAGCUUGGAGGUGGACCUGUACAGGCACGGGUGGUCCAGGGUAAGGAACCAGCUCACCUGAUGAGUCUGUUCGGAGGAAAGCCCAUGGUGGUGCACAAGGGUGGCACCUCCAGGGAAGGUGGUCAGACGGCACCAGCCGAGACACGCCUGUUCCAAGUGCGCUCUAACUCUGCAGGGUCCUCGCGAGCUGUGGAGAUCGAUGCAGAGACUUCCAAUCUGAACUCCAAUGACGCUUUCGUCCUGGUGACCCCAGACGGUUCUUUCUUGUGGGUGGGACGUGGAGCCAGCGAUACAGAGAAACAUGGGGCAAAGCAGCUGUGUGACAUUCUUGGAGUUUCACCCUCAUUGUUGAAUGAAGGAGGAGAAAACAACGGCUUCUGGAACGCUCUGGGAGGAAAAGCAGACUACCGCACAUCAUCCAGGCUGAAGGACAAGAUGAAUGCCCACCCGCCAAGACUGUUUGCCUGCUCUAACAAAACCGGCAACUUCAUUAUUGAGGAGGUGCCUGGAGAGAUGACCCAAGAAGACCUGGCUACAGAUGAUGUCAUGAUCCUUGAUACCUGGGACCAGGUGUUUGUUUGGAUCGGUAAUGAGGCUCAUGAUGAGGAGAAGACUGAAGCUAUGACUUCAGCUGCCCAAUACAUUCAGACCGACCCAGCUAACCGUGACCUGCGCACAUCCAUCGUGAAGAUCAAACAGGGCUUUGAGCCGCCCACUUUCACAGGCUGGUUUCUGGGCUGGGACCACGAUUAUUGGACCACCGACCCCCUGGAAAGAGCCAUGGCUGAGCUUGAGCUGUAAACCUUGACUUCUGGCCCUUCAGCUAUACUUCUUUACUGCAAGCUGAUCAAAACUGCCUUUAGAUCUAAAACCAUCUAGAGCACGAAAGAUGGACCUAGAUCAGAAUAAAAGGGCAAUUUUUAAUAAGACACCUUACUGCCCCUCCCCAUUUUUAUUCAUUCUUAACCUGGUUGCUUUAUAUUUAAGCGUUUGUCACCUGCACUGCAAUGUUACUUUAAUGUUAAUUUAAACUGUAAAAUGCUUUUGCGUUGAUCUGGUUUAAACACCCGACUCUAAUGAAGUGCAUCAGAUGAAAACGCACAUGGUCAUCCUCAUAGACGGUUUCAUAUUAACAACAUAAACAAACGUAACUGCGCAUGCGCACUUAUGUGACCCCAACUUAACUUCCGGUACACAUUCACAAACAAAAGCGUGCCUGUAGGUUACUAUUAUUUUUUCUAGUCAUUGUCAAAAGCAAACAAAUAAAACGUGCUACCUAGCACUAGUAAUGCGGUCAGGGGGUAACUUUCUGCCUCCUCCACCUAAGCUCCGCCUACAAAAACGCGUCACAAUGUUUUCUAACAGAAUAGGCGUCUAUAAAAAUGUGUCAAGCUUUUUGUUUUCAACUUUUGUAUACUGUUUUACUUGCAACAGUAGCCUAUAGUGUCUUAGUUCAAUUAGAAAUGUUAUAUUUUAGAUAAAGGAAUUUGUUGUUUACAGUGGCACCAUAAUACAAAUAAACAGUAUGCUAUAGAAAAGUAUAUUUUAUAUUAUAAGUGAGACAAAAAUAUAGCGGGAAGUAUGAAGUGUGUACUGUACAGUAUUCAGUAAGCAUUAGCAUACAAGUAUUCCAUUCUUAACAUAGCCACGAUCAUGCCACUAUAAACAAUGACGCAUUUUAACCAGCAGGGGGAGCUGUGAAAAUCCUGUAAUUCUGCCUUCAAUCUAAUUCAAUGUGUUAUUUCGUUUCACUUAUUGAUUUGUGAUUUAAAUGUAUGACUAGGCUUAAUCCAUCAUCAGUUUCAGAAAGUUUAAGUGGACAAAUCUCAGCAUUGGUCAACAUAUCCUAUGCAGUGUUAAAAGUGAAAGGGCUAAGUCCCUGCCUUAUGUCUACUUAUGGAGCAUAAAUAGUGACAUACUUGUUAACAUAUGGGGGUAGGUUCACAGGCUAGGGCAAUGUAAGCCAUUCUCCUCUAUGCAGAGCCCAUAUCAUGCAAUAGUUGCUGUUGAAAUUGACCAGAGACUGAAACACGUCUAUCUAGAUAGUGCUGCUUUUGCCAUGCAUAUUGUAUUGUACCGAAAAUGAUGGAAAUGGUAGUAAAAUAAAGAACCACAACCCCAA